AAAAGCAUAAGAAUAAGGCAGGAAAAAAAGUAAAAGAGAAGAAAGAAGAAAAAGAGGAAAAAGAGGACAAGGAAGAAAAACAAGAGCAUGUCCAGUUUGAGGAAAAUCCUCAAAUAUUACCAUUAGAACCAUUAGUACAAGAGGGUAGCAAAGGAAAUAAGAAGAAAAGCAAGCAUGAAAAGGUAAAGCCAAUUCUUGUAAAUAAAGAUGAGCCAUUGGUUAUUGUGACUGAAUUAAGUUCUUCACAACCCCUAUUGGCAGAGGCUAAUCAUUUUGACCUCAUUCAACCAAAGGAUGACCUUGAACUCAUACGGAGUCAUAGUAAGGAAAAUUUGCAACAUAUUAGUCAGUCUGAGUCAGUUGUAAAUAAGUCUCCAAAGGAAACACCUACAAAAUCGAAGAAAAAUGUAAAAGAUUUAAUAAAAAAGAAGGAUGAAAAUGUUAAGGAAGAGAAAAAAGAAGAAAAGAGAGAAACAGUUAUCAAUGCUAAUGCACCAUCAGGUAAUAAAGAUUUCACAAAAGAAGUGAAAGAAAUUAAAGAACAGAAAGAAACUCCAGUUAAGGAUGCAAAGGAAAUUGCAAAAGAAAUUGCACCCUCUACUCAAACAACAAAUAAAGAAUCUAAAAAAAUGAAGAAAAAAAAUGAUAUCCUAGCACAAAUUGGUGGAGAUAAAGAUGCUGUUAAUGUAUCUCUCUUAAUGCCUUUGGUUCAAAAAGCUGAACUCAGCCGAUCUGAAAUACAAAUUCUCAUUGAUCAACUUUUGAAUAAACAAAUGGAUAACCCAUCAGAACACUCAGAAUGGACAGAAGGUCGUGCAGAUCCAGUUAUUAAAUUGAAGAAACAGCUGGCAGAAAAGGAGAAAGCUUUCGCUGAUGAGCAUGAAGCAAAUAUAGCAUUUCAAAAUAAACUGAAAGAAUUACGAACUGAACUUAAUUCUGAAAGGUCUAGAUUAUCAGCUAAUGUAAGACAACUAGAAGAAGCAUUAAAUGCCAAGAUUACAGAAACUCAAACUUUACAUACACGUAUGCAACAUAUCUUGGAAAGUCAUGCUGCUGAAAAACAAGGAUUCACUAGACAAAUUGAACAGUUGCAAACUAAAGCAAAUGAAAAUGCUGCAAUCAUUCAUAAAAUGCAAGAAGAUCAAGGACAAACUCAAGGUCACUUACAACAAGAAUUAAUAGCACAACGUAAACAAAUGGAAGUUCAAUUUGCACAAAUGCGUGAAAAUGAAAAUGCAUUAAAAGCACAAUUAGCUCAAAAACAUGUGGAAGUACAAGAAUUGCAAAGUGAAUUGCAAGCAACUUGUGAGAGCAGUACUGCUGAAAUAGAAAUGUUACGGCAACAAUUAGGACUUAUGCAAGGGCAAUUGAUGCAUUCAGAAGGACAAUUACAACAUUUUAAAGAAGCUGGAGAUAGAUUGCAAGAUGUUGCUAGGCAGCUUGAGGAAUCUCAUCGUGCACAUGCUGACUUAGAUCAUAGAUUAAAAAAUGUUCAUCGUCAUGAACAAGAACUUCAGAAACAAGUAAAUUCAUUGCAAAGUGAAUUAAAUUCUGUAAAAACAGAAGCUAAUGAUGCUUCAGCAUUAAAAACAGAGUUAAAUAAAGCUCAGUCUGAAUUAGUGAAAUUGAAAUCUGAGCUAUCUGUUUCAUUGAAUGAAGCGAAGUCUGAAGCAGCUGAAAUUACAGCUCUUAAAAUAAAACUGGUUAACAAAGAAGAAGAAUUAAAAAAAUCUGAAGAAGAACUUAACAGUGUACAAACUGAGUUAAAACAGUCAACAGAAAAUAUAACACAGUUGGAGACACAGUUAGAUGAAGCACAGAAGAAAUUAGAUUCUGUAAAAGUGGAAUUUGAAAAUACAAUAAAAAGUCUUAAACAAAGAGCGCAAAGUGACAGUAACAUUUAUGAAUUAAAUAUAGAUAAGUUAGAAGCAGUCCUAAAAUAUGCUGAGAAUGAUUCAGAAAAAUUACGCGCAGAACUCCAAGCCGCAAAUGAAGCAGCAAAUGAAAUGAAAACAUUGAAAAUCGAAGUAAAUAGAUUGCAGAAUAAUGAAAAGCAAUUAAGUGAAAUGCAGUUACAAGCUACACGAUUACAAGAAGAAAAUGAUAGACUUUCUAUAAAGCUAACAAGUUUCGCAGAAUUGCAGAAGCAAGUUAAACAGUUGCAAGAAGAAAAUGAAUCAUUGGCUUCUCAAUUAGCAGCAACUACUGAACGGCCAGCUGCAGAAGGUCGUGAGAAUGGAAUUGACGAUAAUGUUCAAAAGAAUGUACAACUUGUAGAGCAGACUAAUUUGUUGGCGCAAAAGGAAAGUCAACUAAAUGCCUUAAAAACAGAAUUGACACAUAAAGAAGCGGAACUUAAUCAAUUAAAUGCUCAAGUUGAUGAAUUGCGAAGCGAUGUGAACAAUCACCGUAGUCUUGCUGCACGUUUAAAUAAUGAUUUAGAAGCACAAAGAUCUAAAAAUAAUGAGUUACGUAAGAAAAAUUGGAAAGUAAUGGAAGCUCUUUCUGCUGCCGACUUGCGUGUUAAAUCUAAUAGUUGGAAAAACUUUGAUGAAGUUAUACAGCAUGUAAAAGUAGAACAAGAAGAGUUAACAAAGACUUUAUUACAAAGGAUAUUCCCAGAAAUAAAAGUAUCUGAAAAAUCACAUGACCAGUGGCUCAAAGUUUUUGAAAAAAAAGUGGAUACAGUUUUAACUGAAUUGAGAAAGAAAAAUACAACCGAUGACUAUUUAGAGUUAGAAAAACAAAAUAAAAAUUUGCAAGAUAUGGUUUCACAUUAUAAACAAAUCAUUGACGAUACAGAAGGCAUGCUUAAUAAACUUCAAAGUCAUGUAGAAUCAGAAGAAACAAGAUGGGAGUCGCAGCUCCGACAAAAGGAAAAUGAAGCAGCCAAUCUUAGAAUUGAGUUGAACCAACUCUUGAGUAAAUUAAAUAUAAAUGAAAAGUUACAAGAUGAGGUAGUUGAAUUGGAAAUCAGGUUAAAAGAUGCGGAAACUUUUAAAGAACAAGCUAAUGCUGAGUUAUUGGCAUUGAGAUCUACGCCAAAGUCGAUCUCGACUGAUAUAAAUACCCAUGAUUUAACUACGCUGGAAAAGCUUCAAGAGGAAAAAGUACGAUUAUCAGAAGAACUUCAAACAGAAUAUAAGAAAAGAACAACAGUAGAUGCAGAACUAGAUAAGUUACGAUCUGUAGUUACACAACUUCGCCAAAAAAUAUCACAACUUAAGAGUGAAGUUUAUGGAGGUUGUAGCAGUUCAGAACAAUCAAUGUUAAAUGGGCCGCCAACUUCUGAGUGUUCUAACUCCGAGCCCCCACUAGCAGCACAGACUCUGAUUGCUGCAUUAGAAAAUAUUCUUCGCAAGAACACAGAGUUCGCAAAUUGUUCAAUAGCCAAGCCCAUCAAUUUGGUUCAGUCUCAACAAGAAAUUGACAACAGCCCCCUUACUACAAAAUACUUCUCCAAAUCUUGUCAUAUGACAGAUCACAACACACAGGCUAGCUGGAAUCCGUUGAUGGGCCAGCAGCAUAAAAAGCACAAGAAAAAAAGGAAGUCCACUAAGAAACCCAUGGCAAAACGGCGCAGAUUCGCAGGGUGGUUCAGGAAAAAAAUAACUUCGAAGAAUAAGCUGCCUUAGCGCAGCACGGAAUCAGACGAUUGAUGAAAGAAACAAAUGAAAUUACAUAUGCUC
Messenger RNA from Habropoda laboriosa, 3689 nucleotides. Its product is annotated as kinectin-like. The coding region runs from base 630 to 3635 and encodes 1001 amino acids. Gene Ontology annotation, cellular component: endoplasmic reticulum membrane. The transcript is spliced from 16 exons. Lineage: Eukaryota; Metazoa; Arthropoda; Insecta; Hymenoptera; Apidae. The record is from RefSeq and is a predicted model, not a curated record.